Molecule: messenger RNA, 881 nt
Organism: Oldenlandia corymbosa var. corymbosa
Lineage: Eukaryota; Viridiplantae; Streptophyta; Magnoliopsida; Gentianales; Rubiaceae
Source: the annotation of a GenBank genome assembly
CAGAAUACCAAAUGUAACUACAAUCAAAGUGAUUAAAUUUUGCAAUAUAACCCAUUUUACUGGUGGCUAAUUAUUUUUCCACGCUAAUAUUCCCAGUUAUAUAAACAAAAAACCGAACAGUAUUUUUUUUUUUGUGCUUAAUUAGAAAUUUAUUGUUCUGAUAUGAUGAUGAUGACUUGUUCCGGCGUGGAGGAGAAAAAGGUCGUUGGCGGCGGCAACACCAUGUUGAUAGGGAAGAGAUGCGACGUCGGCCGCCACGACGAUGAAGUACUGGUGCCGAGUAAUCAUCAGAUAGUCCAUAACCAAGUGGAGAAAAUAAAACAAGAAUCACAAAAUGAUGACGUGGAGUACUGGUCACCGCGGCGGCAUCAGCAGCAGAAGAGAAGAAGCGUUGUUGCUCCGGCGGAGGCGCCACCCAUUUCGACAAGGCAACAACAUUACUCUCGGUCAAGACUCGGAAGCAGCCAUUAUGCCAUCAAUAAAAUAAGCACCGACCGAAUGUAGAAGCCAUCCUCAGUUGAAAUACACCACCGGAAAAGUUUUCGCAAGACGGAAGCGAGAGAAUUCUUCGAUUGUAAAAGUCUUCCCUUGUGCCAAUUGAACCAAUUUUUAAGAUGAAGAAUCUCAAAUUCGGAGAAUCUUCAUGCUCUAAUGCCUCUGAUGGGGAAUUUGAACCUACUGCACCUAUCUCUGUCACCAUCGGCGGCUAUGGAGGAAAUGGAAUUUUGACGUCUUACCCUGAUAGAAUUUGGUGAGUGGUGAGAUUAUUUCAAUUUCUCUCCUCUUAUGUGGCUAUAGUUCACCGAUGCCCUCUACUGAUUGAUGUUGUUUUGGCCUAUUUGAGUCGAAGUUUUCUUCCCCAAAUUCCUUUCCGAAAACCA